GAGAGUCCCUUUUUCUCCUCUAAGAUGUAGCGACAAUCAUGGGUUCUUUGUUCAGUCCUUCAAGUUCACCUUCAUUUCAUGGCGUUAGUGUGUAAAAUAUGACUAUUGCCAAGAUGAGGAGCCUCAGCUUUCUACCAAUUUGUUUGUUUUUAUUACUGGUCGUCACUCUUGUCACAACCUAUACUAUUGCUGUCCUCAGAGGAGAUGUGGAAGUUUUUUUUCCAUAUAUAAGUGAUACUGGAGGGAAGCCGCCGGAAAGCUGCAUUUUCGGUCAGUUUGUGAAUGUGGCUUGUGUACUAUUACUUGCUACACUUUACGUUCGUUUCAAAGAAGUGGAUACCAUAGCGGGCCUUCCUUCGACGCAGAUCAAUGGACUCAACAAAGUCAGUGCCGUGCUCGGAGUCGCAGCAACACUAGGGAUGAGUGUGGUCGCAAACUUCCAGGACACCAACGUAUUUGUGGUGCAUCGUAUCGGCGCCUACACCUUGUUUGUCUGCAUGACUCUUUAUUCCAUGCUACACACAAUGAUCACCUAUCUACUAUGCCCAGAGUACAGCAAACCGCUCGUUGGCAUGGUUCGUCUCUUGCUGUCGUUGUUGAUGUUCUUCACCAUGGCUACAUGCUUUACAACGUCUUCUGUAGCCUCGGCAGAAUGGAUGAACCACCAUAACCCAAAUGACACCGAGUUCUUCUGGAAACCAACCGAUGGGGGUUAUGACUUCCAUAUAGCGAGUACAAUGUGCGAAUGGGCACUGGCCGUCUCCUUCGCAUUGUUCUGUCUCACCUUUGUCAGCGAGUUCCGACACAUCAGCCUAGGCAUCAACAUGUUUCUUCACACGGAGUCGUUCAGCGCUGUCGGGCUCGGAAAUGAUAUCCAGCCGAAUGAGCGGACCAGACUAUUUGUAUGAAAAAGGUGUCUAUGGCCCUUUUAAAACCAUGAUUUCUGCUUUGGAUUCGGCUUCAGGCUUUGUUCUCUUGUCUGAAGCUCUGAAUGCUUACGCAAAGCACGCGCUAAUUGUCAAAACAACCGCAGGGCCAAGCUAGCCUGAGCCGAAUUUGGAGCCGAAGCUGUGGAUUUGAAAAGGGACCUAGUUUUGAUAUGCCGAAUGGCCAAGCGCACCUGACUUAAGCUUGGGGUCUAACUUCUUUGAGUUGCUUAAGGUUUAAGUUUAAAAAGAGGCUAAGAUAGGACACAUAUUUUUUAUCCAUACAUAGUAUGUUUUGAGACUUUGAAAUGGGAAAAAAAAAA
This is a messenger RNA of Asterias rubens (European starfish), 1249 nucleotides long. Its product is annotated as DNA damage-regulated autophagy modulator protein 1-like. The transcript is spliced from 7 exons. Lineage: Eukaryota; Metazoa; Echinodermata; Asteroidea; Forcipulatida; Asteriidae. Bases 99 to 908 code for a protein of 269 amino acids. The record is from RefSeq and is a predicted model, not a curated record.